This is a messenger RNA of Phyllostomus hastatus (greater spear-nosed bat), 3274 nucleotides long. RefSeq names its product piggyBac transposable element derived 5 (gene PGBD5). Gene Ontology annotation, molecular function: transposase activity. Gene Ontology annotation, biological process: non-replicative DNA transposition. Gene Ontology annotation, cellular component: nucleus. The transcript has 8 exons. Bases 25 to 1608 code for a protein of 527 amino acids. NCBI's taxonomy places the organism in Eukaryota, Metazoa, Chordata, Mammalia, Chiroptera, Phyllostomidae. The record is from RefSeq and is a predicted model, not a curated record.
GGCGCGCGGGCGGCGGCCGGGGCCAUGGCCGAGGGCGGCGGCGGGGGCGCGCGGAGGAGGGCCCCGGCGCUGCUCGAGGCGGCCCGCGCGCGUUACGAGAGCCUGCACAUCUCUGACGACGUGUUCGGCGAGUCGGGCCCAGACAGCGGCGGGAACCCCUUCUACAGCACCUCGGCCGCCUCGCGCUCCUCCUCGGCCGCCUCCUCGGACGACGAGCACGAGCGCCCCGGGCCCCCGCGGGCCCCCGGCGCCCCGCCGCCGCCCUGUGUCCCCGCCGCGCCGGAGCUGGAGGAGGACGAGACGGGCGCGGGCUGGAGCGCGGCGCUGCGGGACCGCCCGCCCCCGCGCUUCGAGGACACCGGCGGUCCCACCCGGAAGAUGCCCCCGAGCGCCAGCGCCAUGGACUUCUUCCAGCUCUUCGUGCCCGACAACGUCCUCAAGAACAUGGUGGUGCAGACCAACAUGUACGCCAAGAAGUUCCAGGAGCGCUUCGGCAGCGACGGCGCCUGGGCGGAGGUGACGCUGGCGGAGAUGAAGGCCUUCCUGGGCUACGUGAUCUCCACCAGCAUCUCGCACUGCGAGUCGGUCCUCAGCAUCUGGAGCGGCGGCUUCUACAGCAACAGGAGCCUCGCGCAGGUCAUGAGCCAGGCCCGCUUCGAGAAGAUCCUCAAGUACUUCCACGUGGUGGCCUUCCGCUCCAGCCAGACCACGCACGGCCUCUACAAGGUCCAGCCCUUCCUGGACUCCCUGCAGAGCGGCUUUGACGCGGCCUUCAGGCCCUCCCAAACCCAGGUGCUACACGAACCCCUGAUUGACGAAGACCCUGUGUUCAUUGCCACGUGCACGGAGCGGGAACUGCGCAAGAGGAAAAAGCGGAAAUUCAGCCUGUGGGUCCGGCAGUGCUCGUCCACUGGCUUCAUCAUCCAGAUUUACGUCCACCUGAAGGAAGGCGGGGGCCCCGACGGGCUGGACGCGCUGAAGAACAAGCCCCAGCUGCACGGCAUGGUGGCCCGGAGCCUGUGCCGGAACGCGGCCGGCAAGAACUACAUCAUCUUCACGGGGCCCAGCAUCACCAGCCUGACCCUGUUCGAAGAGUUCGAAAAGCAAGGGAUUUACUGCUGCGGCCUGCUCAGCUCCAGGAAGAGCGACUGCACUGGGCUGCCCCUGUCCAUGCUGACCAACCCGGCCACGCCGCCCGCCCGGGGCCAGCACCGCAUCAAGAUGAAGGGCAACAUGUCUCUGAUCUGCUGGUACAACAAGGGGCACUUCCGCUUCCUCACCAACGCCUACUCGCCGGUGCAGCAAGGGGUGAUCAUCAAGAGGAAGAGGGGGGAGAUCCCCUGCCCCCUGGCCGUGGAGGCAUUUGCUGCUCACCUCAGCUACAUCUGCAAGUACGACGACAAAUACAGCAAGUAUUUCAUUUCGCACAAACCGAACAAGACCUGGCAGCAGGUGUUCUGGUUUGCCGUCAGCAUCGCCGUCAACAACGCCUACAUCCUGUACAAGAUGUCGGACGCCUACCACGUGAAGAGGUACAGCCGGGCGCAGUUCGGCGAGAGACUCGUGAGGGAGCUGCUGGGCCUGGAGGACGCCUCUCCGACCCACUGAUGCCGGGGCCCGGGCCCAGGGACCCCACGGACCUGGCCAGGGGACGGCGGCUGUCCCGGUUUCCGUCCCAGGAAGAGCAUGGCCUCCCCCUGGGGAGUGGCCGCCUGCCUCUCGGAGAUCCUGCGCAAGGACGGGGCGCCGCACCCGACUCCAUGUGCCACACGCCGCCAGGGCUGCCGCCAGCCAGCCCUGUCCCGCCCAGCCGGGCGUCCCGUCCGCGCGGCGCCUGCAGGAGACCUCAGCUCUGAGCACCGGGGACCUGGCCAGGCCCUGCCACCAGAGGUGCUGGGGACAGGAUGAGCCGCAGCAUGUCCUGCUGGAAACGCCGCUUUGUGAAGAUGUCAAGAUGUGUGUGACGUGGUCACCUGUACGCCGCACCUGCAGGUGACCGGAAGCAGGCAGAGAUGGGCCGUUUGCUGCUCGGACUGUCCCGGUGCCCCUGGGGCGCCGUGGAAACGCCGUGACGGAUGGGGGAGGGGCCCAGUGCUGGGAGGGAACGAGGUCUUCCUGGUCCUGUGGCCUGCUCGGCGGGUGCACAGGGAAAAGGGAGAACGCCAACAACCGCAGUGAAGUGUGAUGCUAUUUUUUAUUUUUAAAUAUAUCUUCAGGUUAUUUUCUUACUGUUGCUUAAGAUCUUCUGUAAAAGGAAGAUGUCUCCCUCCUUUUGUCCCCCCUCCCCUCCUCCCCCGCCUUGCCCAGUCACCGCCGUGCGUGGUCUUGGUUCUGUGGUCCGAGCCGUGUUCCCCUGCUGGGGCCAGGAGGGGCUGCUCACCGCCAGAACAGACGUGUUGCAGCCACCGAGGCCCCAGGGGGACUCACCUUUAGCUCCGUCACCGAACUUGUCAUGGGCAGAAUUACUUGUUUAGGAAAAUAUGUCGUGUUGCUGAAACGAGCAGCAAAGUGUCUCCAGGGAGGACCACCUGCUAAAUCUCCUCCCCCUCCCCCGUGUGCAGUGAGUCACCUGGCCCUGUUUGCCCAUCUCAGGUCGCGCCCUGGGGGCAGUGUGGCUGGCACUGCAGACCCCACAGGGCCUGGGCUGCUAGUCUGGUGGUGGGAUUUCCCCCGGGGCCUGCUCACUGCAGGACGGGAAGGGUCACCCGAUGAGCAGCCGGCAGCCAGGGCCCCAGUUACCCCCCCGGGACGUCCGGGGCUCUUUCUGAACCCUGGCCCCCAGGUCUGCAGGGGAGGAGCCCGCAGCCAGGGUGGCCUCCCACUGUGCGGCCGUCCCCACAGACGCGAAACAGGGCAUUUCUGGGGUUGCCUGGUCCCCCUGCAGCCCACUUCGCGCCGCCCCCUCACUUUCACACGCGUGGCAUCUACUCUACUCAGGCUUUGGGACUCCCUCCCGUGGUCACACGCAGCGCGUGAGCCGUGUUGCCGGCAGCAUGCCCCCAGCUCCCUGUCACCCGUGUCCCGGUGCGUGACGGCCACCCUCGUCCCCGGCGUUCGUUCAGUGCCGCGGAUCGCAGGCCCCACUUUAAAUUGCGUUUUGAAACACCGUUGCCAUGUCCUUUACUUGGAUGGAAAGCACUUUUACCACGUGGAGAAAUAUAUUUUUAAUUUGUGAUGCUUUUCUACAAGGUCCACUAUUUCUGAGUUUCAUGUGUUUCCAACACUCUAGGGCGACUAAUGAAAGCUGAUGAGUUUUCUUCUCUGUCCAAAUACG